CCGACACAGUGUUGCCAGGUGUGGCGAUUUAUCGCCAAAGUGGCGAUUUUGAAUGAUUGUUUGGCGGAGAUAUUUGACUUUUGGCGGGUGGCGGAAAAGUUGGCGAUUUUCGAUUCGAAGUGUGAGAUUAAUGGCGACUUACUACUAUACUACUAUAAUCAAUGGUAAUAGUGGUAAUACUUAUCACAAUAUCAGAAAAUUGAUAAUAGGCAUGUUUUUAUCACAUUAAUUUUGUUUAAAUAAGUUAUAAAAUAUAUUAUCAGAUUUAUUGUUGCCUUCUCAACAUUUUAAAUAGUUAUUUUUAAACAAUUACAAUGAUUAUCAAGGGAAAACCUAGUCUAAGAUAUGUUGCAUAUACAUAUCUGCUACAUACACAUACACGUACGAAGUACGUAAAAAAAAAAUCACGCAUUGAAGCCAUUGAAGGUUUAUACUUUAAGCGUGUCAUCACUCAGCCCGCAGCCGUCAGCUUUUACUCGCUAGUCCUGAAGAUUGAAAAAUGGGUAAAAUUGAAAAACUCAGAAAGUAUAGAAAAUCAUGGGAAAAUGAAUUAUGGGCUAAAGGUUGGUUAGCACCAGCUGAUUCAACUGCGAACACAGUUGCAGAAGCUUAUUGUAAAGUAUGCCGUUCGUUUUUGAGAGCACAUGUAACCGAUUUGAAAAGGCAUGCAAAAACAAAAAUCCACAGUGAUAACAUGGUCCAGUUGAAUCCAAUGAAAAAAGAUCAGUCUGUAUUAAGUAACAUUGUUAAAAUAUCUAACGAACAAAAAAUUAUAGAUUUGAAAUUAGCUGUCUAUGUAAGUACACACACUUCAAUUAUGAGUGUCGAUCAUUUGGGUGAAAUAUUGAAAGUGCUUGGCAAAGGUACUGCAUUAGCCAAUUUAAAACUUCAUCGAACUAAAUGUUCUUCAUUGAUUCAAAAUGUAAUCGCACCAACCUUACUUGAGGAACUUGUGCAAAAUAUUGGCACAAAUUAUUAAUCAUUGAUUAUCGAUGAAUCCACUGAUGUU
This is a messenger RNA of Myzus persicae (green peach aphid), 1009 nucleotides long. RefSeq lists its product as uncharacterized. NCBI's taxonomy places the organism in Eukaryota, Metazoa, Arthropoda, Insecta, Hemiptera, Aphididae. Bases 500 to 979 code for a protein of 159 amino acids. The record is from RefSeq and is a predicted model, not a curated record. The transcript is spliced from 2 exons.